Microbotryum saponariae is the source of this 519-nucleotide messenger RNA. Lineage: Eukaryota; Fungi; Basidiomycota; Microbotryomycetes; Microbotryales; Microbotryaceae. The record is from the annotation of a GenBank genome assembly.
AUGAGCAGCUGCGUCAAUCCUGCCAGAGACUCCAAGUUGUCCCACCGAGGCUCGCUCAGCACCUUCCCUGCCCAGCAAAUUUCCUUGGCGCGCGCCUCGAGCGCUCGACAGGCGUUCUCCCGUCGUUCGCCAGCACCGAGGUACAUCGCAGGAGUGGCCGUUCCGUCCGAAAGUGCGGCCGUCGAGAUGCCCAAAAGGGCCGAAUGUGGUGAUGUUCGAGCGCCGAGCGCGCAGAGUACGGCGACACCGAGUUGGGCCGACGGUUCCAGGUCGUGCAAGUUGGCCUGGUAUUCAGGGAUCCGUUCCGCAAGCGCAUGCAAGGCUGGUAACCGUGAGCAGCAUGCUCUCUGUCCCGCAUGCAUCAGGCUGAUCGUUAAGGCCUUAGCGGCGCUGGGUAAGCCGAGUCGAUGCUCGAUGCUGAAAGGUCCAAUGUUGGCGAGGCCGAGCCGCUCUUCGACCAAGAACUUGAGCAACGAGCAAGAUUCCUCCAGACUGAGAUUUGGGUGGAGGGCGCUAUGA